AACUAAUUCGAGAUAUUGCUCAUUGUCAUGGCAUUUUGAUCACUUCUUACUCCUACAUUCGGCUGAUGCAGGAUGACAUUAGCAGACAUGACUGGCACUAUGUGAUCUUGGACGAGGGACACAAAAUUCGAAAUCCAAACGCUGCUGUCACCCUUGCUUGCAAACAGUUCCGCACCCCUCAUCGCAUCAUCUUGUCUGGCUCACCGAUGCAAAAUAACCUCCGGGAGCUAUGGUCGCUCUUUGACUUCAUCUUCCCAGGAAAGUUAGGCACAUUGCCCGUGUUCAUGGAGCAGUUCUCGGUCCCCAUCACCAUGGGGGGAUAUUCAAAUGCCUCCCCGGUGCAGGUUAAAACAGCUUAUAAAUGUGCGUGUGUCUUACGAGAUACCAUAAAUCCAUACCUGCUGCGGAGAAUGAAGUCAGAUGUCAAAAUGAGCCUUUCUUUGCCAGAUAAAAAUGAACAGGUCUUAUUUUGCCGUCUUACAGAGGAACAACAUAAAGUCUACCAAAAUUUUAUCGAUUCCAAAGAAGUUUACAGAAUUCUCAAUGGAGAUAUGCAGAUUUUCUCUGGACUUGUAGUCCUAAGAAAAAUCUGCAACCACCCUGAUCUCUUUUCUGGAGGCCCAAAGAAUCCUAAAGGUAUUCCAGAUGAUGAACUAGAAGAAGAUCAGUUUGGAUACUGGAAACGCUCUGGGAAAAUGAUAGUGGUUGAGUCCUUGUUGAAAAUAUGGCACAGGCAGGGUCAACGAGUAUUGCUGUUUUCUCAGUCAAGACAAAUGUUGGACAUACUUGAAGUAUUCCUUAGAGCUCAAAAGUAUUCUUACCUCAAGAUGGAUGGUACCACUGCAAUAGCUUCAAGACAACCACUGAUUACAAGAUAUAAUGAGGACACAUCCAUAUUUGUGUUUCUUCUGACCACUCGGGUGGGUGGCAUAGGAGUCAACCUGACGGGGGCAAACAGAGUCAUCAUCUAUGAUCCUGACUGGAACCCAAGCACAGACACACAGGCCCGGGAGCGCGCAUGGAGGAUAGGCCAGAGGAAGCAAGUGACUGUGUACAGGCUGCUGACUGCGGGCACCAUUGAAGAAAAGAUUUACCACCGACAAAUUUUCAAACAGUUUCUGACAAACAGAGUGCUGAAAGAUCCGAAGCAAAGGCGAUUUUUCAAGUCCAAUGAUCUUUAUGAGCUGUUCACUCUGACGAGUCCUGACGCAUCCCAGAGUACUGAAACAAGUGCUAUUUUUGCAGGAACUGGCUCAGAAGUUCAGGCUCCCAAGCUCCAUUUAAAAAGAAAACUUCCGCCGGCCUUUGGAGCAGACCAUAAUGUUCCAAUAUGCAAAAAGUUUCCUGAUUCUAAUGUAUCCACAAACGAGGCCACAUCAUCUGAAGAGAAAUCUACAGCUACAGGAGCUGAAGUGAAUGCAGUAACUUCUGAUCCAUGCGAUCCUUUGAAAGGUGCCCCCCAGCCCCCUAGGACUCCACCUGGCAGUGACGGGCUUAGAGAAGACAUGAACACAGUGUCUAGACUAGAGGAAUCAUCUGUGAUUAGUGGACAUGGGGAUUGUUCAGAUUCUCUGAGAAUCAGCAAAAUGGACGGGCUGUCUAGUGAGGAAAGCAUCAAUGAAAAGCAGGGUCUUCCCGACAGAAGAGAAAGCUGCCGGGCUCAGACAGAACCUCUUUGGGAGAAUAAGCCAUCGGAAAGUAAUUUUUCUAAGCACAAGUCAAAAAUGAAACAUAGUGCACUGGAAGAAGAGCCCCUGGAGCAGCAUCGGAGGCCAGCGCAGAAGCCGAAGAGCCCUAAGCAUCCCAGAGAUGCCAAGUUUGAAGGAACUCGAAUUCCACACCUCGUAAAGAAAAGGCGGUACCGGAAGCGAGACAGUGAAAACGAGAGUGAGACCAGUGAACAGAGCAAUGAUGAUUAUGUCUUGGAAAAGCUUUUCAAAAAGUCAGUCGGUGUGCACAGUGUCAUGAAACACGAUGCCAUCAUGGAUGGAGCCAAUCCGGAUUAUGUGCUGGUGGAGGCCGAGGCCAACCGGGUGGCCCAGGAUGCCCUGAAAGCGCUGAGGCUCUCCCGCCAGCAGUGUCUGGGAGCGGCGUCUGGUGUUCCCACCUGGACAGGCCACCGGGGGGUUUCUGGCGCACCAGCAGGAACAAAGAGUAGAUUUGGUCAGAAAAGGAAUUCCAGCUUCUCUGUGCAGCAUCCUUCUUCAACAUCUUCAAAGGAGAAAUGCCAGGAUGGUGUCACAAGAAAGGAUGGAAAGGAUAAUGCUUCUGAGCACUUCAGUGGAAAAGUGGAAGAUGCAGAGUCUUCACCCGGGUCCCUCUCUUCGUCUUUACUGUUGGCUAAAAUGAGAGCUAGGAACCACCUGAUUCUGCCAGAGCGGCUGGAAAGUGAAAAUGCGCACCAAGAGGCAUCUGCUCCACCAUCCUCCACCACCGAACAUGAUGACCUACUGGUGGAAAUGAGAAACUUUAUUGCUUUUCAGGCCCGUGUUGAUGGCCAGGCCAGCACUCGUGAGAUACUGCAGGAGUUCGAAUCCAAGUUAUCAGCCUCACAGUCUUGUGUCUUUCGAGAACUGUUGCGAAAUCUUUGCACUUUUCAUAGAACUUCUAGUGGUGAAGGAAUAUGGAAACUUAAGCCAGAAUACUGCUGAUCAACAUUACUUUUUAAACUUUCAAUUUCCUAAUGGAAAUUUCUAUUAAUUGUAGGUUUAAUAAUCAUGUUCGUCAACAGAAGUUGGCUGCAUUUGAUGUUUACUUUGAAUGAUAUCUACCUCAUAAUUUAAAACUUUAAGGAAGAAGAAAUUCAUCUCUAAAACUUAAAAGUUUUAAAAAUACUUGGGUUGAUUUCUUUAUUUUGACACUAUGAAUUAUGUUGCAAAAUCAGGGACCUAACAGUUAAUCCUUGGAUCACAUUUGUUCCUUUAUCCAAAAGAUGCCGUCAGGGAGCACAUUACUGCUCAUGUAGAUGUUUGUAGACUAGAAAUCUCAAGAAUUAUUUUUACUGGUGCUAAAAACAUGUCUUAUAUUCAGUCAGACCUGUUCAAUAAAUUAGUUCACCAAUAUCUGAUAGCAGAUACUUAUUUUUGGUGCAUAGCUUUUAAACGUUUAAAUUUAUCACUUGCCACCAAAAAAAAUGAGACUUACUGUCUUUUGAAUAUAUUAAUUGCCUUUAAAUAGUCUUCCUUUUAAGGUACUGUAAAUCGGCAGGUAUUUUUCAUUAGUAAAGCAUGAAACAGCUUGGUAAUAAAUGAUGAGACCUGUACUUGCAGAAGGUUGUAGUGUACUCAGCUUAUAUUGGCUUACCUUUAAGCAAAGGGCAUCUUUUUUCCCCCCUAUGGGGACUGUUGGUUUUAGGAAAAUAAAAUAUAUUAUCUUAACACAAAUCUUAAGCAGAACCAAAAGUGAGUACAAAUAAAACAACCAACACACACAUGCACAGAAACGUCACUCCAGACCAUAGCUGAUACGCCAUGAUUAGUGUAGUGACCACCAUUGUGUCCCGCUCUCUCUGCUCUUGUGCGCUGGGAGGUGACUUUGAGCAUUUCUAAUUUUAUUUAUUGUUUGCUUUUCUAAGGAUGCUGAUUACUUUGUAUUGGGCACCAUUGUUCUCCUUAUGUAUUAUCUUCUGUCCAGUUGUUUUCACCUCUCUUUGUCCUUUGCAUUCCCUGUGACUCUCCUGUUCUAGACAUUUGGUUUUCAGCUGUUUUCUGGCUGUUGCUUCUGUGUUUAUAGUUCUGUGAUGGUGUCGUUUUGAUCCUCAGUUUGUUUUCCUAGCUUUGAUUUUCUUGUUUCCUUCUCUUUGUUGUUUUAUCAUCUCAGCACUGAAGUCUGGUUUUCUUAAAUUCAUUACAUUGCUUCAAUUUCUUCUAGAGCUGUCACAAUGCAGUUUGUUUCUUGGGUUUGUUUUCUAUCGCAUGCUGUUUUCCUCUCUGCUUUUUCUGUGUCAUGCUUGCCUUCCUCCCAUGCCAUUUCUUUACAUCUUGCUUAUGUUACAAGUGAGCAGCUCUGUCCAUAUCUGUAUGCUCUUCCCUGUGACCCAGAGAGAAGGGAUUUGGGUUUGGGGGUUGGGAAGAGCCUCUGCUGGGCACCAUGCAGCUCUGGUUGGAGGAUUUGCGUUUUACCCCUCUGUUCGGAGAUUUUGUUAAAUAGCUCGGGCCAAAGAAUCCCUCCCUGUAGGCAGGAGAUGUCAUAGAGUCAUGAUUCCCACCAGGAUUUUCUGCUGCCUUUUUUUUUUUUUUUUGAAUUCUGGCUUCUUCAUUUUAUUCUGUUUUUAGAGGGAUUUAUAUAUUAGAGGAAAAAGAUUCUAUUAUUAUCUUCAGUCUGUUAUCAUUAUCUAGAAGUCAUAGAAGGGAUUUUUAAACAGCUCAAUAAAUCCUAAACUUGAGAAUUUGGCUCAGAAGGGAGUCAAAACUCAUGACAGUUUUUUUUCUGGGAAGUUCUUUUUUUAUUUUUAUUUUUGUAAUUAGCCUGUAAGAAAAUUGCUUCCCCCUUAUUCUUAGAUUGAAUGCAGUUCAUUAUCUUUCUUUCUGAAAUCUGAACUCUACUGAGAGAAGUUUUUUUUUUUUUUAAAGAUUUUAUUUAUUA
Leptonychotes weddellii (Weddell seal) is the source of this 4584-nucleotide messenger RNA. Lineage: Eukaryota; Metazoa; Chordata; Mammalia; Carnivora; Phocidae. The record is from RefSeq and is a predicted model, not a curated record.